Messenger RNA from Vespula vulgaris, 1708 nucleotides. It is a transcript of the gene Hibch, whose product is annotated as 3-hydroxyisobutyryl-CoA hydrolase, mitochondrial-like. The record is from RefSeq and is a predicted model, not a curated record. NCBI's taxonomy places the organism in Eukaryota, Metazoa, Arthropoda, Insecta, Hymenoptera, Vespidae. Gene Ontology annotation, biological process: L-valine catabolic process. The transcript is spliced from 7 exons. Gene Ontology annotation, cellular component: mitochondrion. Gene Ontology annotation, molecular function: 3-hydroxyisobutyryl-CoA hydrolase activity. Bases 327 to 1520 code for a protein of 397 amino acids.
AAAAUCAUUCAUAUUUUUGCCGUCAAAAAUAACGAAUGAGUAACGAAGGUUGUUAAAAAGUGAUAAACAAAAAAGUAUAAAUUCGAGGACAACGUGUUGACGGAACACAUUUGUUAAAGAGAAGACCUAGCGAAUAUAUAUAAAACAAUUCUACAACGAUUUCUAUUUAUUUUUCUAUACUUAGUGCUUCAUUAUUCUCUUUAUACUAAUAUCUUUAUAGUGAAAUGUUUGUUUAAACAAAAUACACAUACGUCGAAUCGCAUAUAUUUUUUAUUGUGUAGUCAUAAGUGUUGAAAACUAUUUUUCGAACAAAGUAGUUAACGAUCAUGUUAAGAUUGAAAUCAUUAAACAGAUUUGACAUUCGUAAAAUGAUUCAUACAAUACGUCCAGACCCGAGUACUACGGACUUAAGUCAACUACUUGCACAAGCUAAUGAAAUAUGGGACAAUUCAUUUUGGGGAGUAUGCAGUAAUGAUAUUUUAGUUAAGGAUUAUCAAGAUAAUGGCCUGUUCACUAUAGACCGACCAAAAACUUUUAAUAGUAUUACACCAGGAAUAUCUAAAAUAAUAAAUGAAACACUACAAAAGUGGAAACAUAAUAAAAAAUUAAUAAUGAUAGAAGGAUCUGGUGAUAAGGCAUUUUGUUCAGGAGGAUAUCUUGGAAUGCCUGCAGCUUAUCAACAUUUAAAAAAUGAACAUUAUAAUAUGCAUAAAAUAAAAACAUUUCAAGAAUAUUAUUCACUGAGUUAUAAUAUUGGUACAUUAAAAGUACCUUUCAUAGCCCUGAUGAAUAAUAUAACAAUGGGAUUAGGAUCUGCGAUAUCUCUACAGGCUAAAUACAGAAUCGUCACAGAAAGAUCAAUUUAUGCUAUGCCAGAAGUUUCAAUCGGUUAUUUUCCUGAUGCUUCAACUUGCUAUACUUUUUCUAGAUUACGAAAUCAUAUAGGUUAUCUUUUAGGCGUUACUGGAUAUAAGUUAAAAGGUACUGACAUCGUUCAUUCUGGUAUAGCCACUCAUUUCGUUCCUUCAGAAAAAUUAGAAAAUUUGAAAAAUGAAUUGCUUAAAUCUGAUGCAUCCAAUAUAGAAGAAAUUAUUAAUAAAUAUCAUGUUAAUAUAUCAAACAAUGAUUUUAGCCUUAAUCAGUAUUUAGAUAUAAUUGAAAAUUGUUUUUCUGCUCCUACUGUCGAAGAAAUCUUAGAAAGAUUGAAAAAAGAUAAUUCGAAAUGGUCCAGGAAAAUUAUAGAAAUGAUAAAUGCAGCAUCACCGACUUCUUUAAAGAGUGCUCUUCUUAUUAUUCAAAGAGGAAAAAAUCUUGAUCUUGCUGAUUGUGCAAGAAUGGAUUGUAGAAUGGGUCAUAAUUUACUUGUAGAAGGUUCUGACAUUUUCAAAGGUAUUAAUGUUGUUCUUUAUGAAAAAGAUAGAAAACCAGAAUGGAAUCCUGCACGGUUAGAAGAUGUACCAAUGGAAAAGAUAAUUCAUUAUUUAGAUAAUGUAUCACCAGAAAAAGAAUUAAAAUUAUAAUAUAAAAGCAAAGGAUUGACUAGAAAAAAAAACUAAACUAUUUAACAAUUACAUUAAUUAAUCAAUUAGACAUAUUAAAUAAUUUGAACUAUUAAAAGCUAGGAUAUAAUAUUAUUAAUUUAAACUUUUUAAUAAUUUUUAACAACUUUUACAUAUGUUUUAAUCUUGAAAAAAAAAAAAGAAAUUUA